Molecule: messenger RNA, 1515 nt
Organism: Trichoplusia ni (cabbage looper)
Lineage: Eukaryota; Metazoa; Arthropoda; Insecta; Lepidoptera; Noctuidae
Exons: 1
Coding region: 725-1180 (151 amino acids)
Source: RefSeq, a predicted model, not a curated record
UAACCAUAAAAUAUCGUAUAAUCAGUAAUAAACACAAGUCAGAUAGUUUGUAUAAGACAAAGUAUGUGGCGGCGUUAAAUGGUUAUCCGUUGUUUGUGUAUUAUCCUUGAACAAAUCGUGUUCUACGUCUGUAAAUGUGCAAUUUGAGGCGGUUAUGCUCUGAGAACAAAUAAAACUUUUAAAUAUGUAAACACUGCAUAACUCGUUAUCGAAAUCUAAAAAAACUAUUGUCCGAUUCGAUGAUUUUCAUUUUUCAAACACACAAGUAUCGAAGAAAAAAGUAAAUCUAUAAAUAAGUAUCGAACUGUAAUUAUAAACCAAUUCUAAUGCUAUAAAAUUCAAAUCGACAAUUGAUAUCAAAGUGAAUGAUAACAAUCUCCACAGGUCCACCUUAACUAUGUAACGGUCGCCUUGUAGCGGUGAGAACAACAUCACUUAAUGUUGGUUAAUGUAAGUGGAACAAGGUUCAUGAGCGUUCGUAGCCACCGGUGCAUCAAAUUAUACGAGUAAUUGCACCGCGGCAGGCAGCCGGGCCGCGCCGGCAAGCGCUCCGGCCGAGGCGGGCCCCAUCCACUCCAACCCGCCAAUGGCCUGCAUCUCGCCAUCUCCGCGGAUACGCUACCAAGUUCAAGAGCGUCUCGCGCAUAAUGAUCACAAAAAAAUAAAUAAGAACCUACACAAAUUGGGCACGAAUGGUAUCGAUCGCUGGUAGGUAUAUAUAAAAAUGUGUUGGUCGUGCGCGGCUCAUACACUCGAUACACACCGCAUCAUGCACGCGUUCCUCGCGCUUGUCAUCGCACUCGCAGCGCCUGCGCUCGCCGGGCCCGCGCCGGCCGCCGCGCGCCUCGGCUACGAGAGAGAAAUAGACUCUACCAGUUACAACCUAGUGCCCAAACAUCUCAACUCCUACAUACUCGAUGAGAAUUACCUGAUCUCACAGAAGAAUCGAGCAAAACUCAUUACCCGGCCCCGGCCCGACGAUGCCGUGGUGUCUGAUAAUGUGAUAUUACAAUCGAAUGUGUUAAGUAUUGUGAGACCAGCCAAGAGAAACACUGCAGGCGAAGUGAGUGAGUCGUUGGUUCGACAGAGACGUGGAUACAAUUUGGAAAAUGUGAGGGUGCCGGCGAGGUACCCGUACCUCCCCGUGCCCAACUACAACCGUUUCCGGCGCUGGGGCUAGUGGCCGCGCGUCCCGCUGCACGCCUCCACCAAAUGUCAAGGCUGCGCUGAUGCCCGCCAGGCCGAGGCAUCGCACCCGCGCGCGCGCAGGACGCCGCGCAGGCGCGCUCCCGGACCGCAGGACCGAGCUUAGACUGUACUUAAGUUGUAUGUUAUUUAUAUGAAGUGGCUGUGAUCGAACGCUGAAGUUACGCCGUUACCUGAACGGUUUACAGGCAACGAUUGACAGAGUAUUAGGUUUAUGUUAAGUGCACUAUGCAAGUGUUAUAAGAAACUAUAGAUAUACCAAGUAUUAAUAUACAAGAAAAUAGAUAUUAAAAUAAUUUAAAACAUGCA